CCUCCCCUCGCAGUGGUUCCCCUUAACACGACGAACGCCAUCACCGCCUCAGCCCCGCACCGUGACCUGACCACCGGCGGAAUGAGGAGCGUGGUCAUAGCGAUGGGUCUUUUGGGUCUGGCCGUCUUCUGCCUCCUCCUGGGACCUCUUACCGCCAAGGAACUCUCUUCGAAGCAUCAACAGAGAGGGAGAAGUGCCUUGCCCGAAGCUUCUGAAGGGGCGAUGGAAGAAACACGUGAAGGAGAGGAUGCCGCCGCGGGAAGCCUCAACGCCGACGUGACAGAAGGGGGAAACGCGCGCCCUGCAGUACUAAAACCAGGGGCAAAAUACGACACUCCUUCCCAAAAGCCGCCCAAGAAAAAUAAGAAAAAGAAAGGAUGCAAGCCGGAGAGAGCGUGCGUCCAAAAGAAGGGAAGUUGCCGCCGGCGAUGCAAGAAGAAUGAGAAGGAUUUGGGACCGCUCUGUUCAGGGAAGAAGAAACGAUGUGUCUGCUGUGGGGGAGACAAGAACAAGAAGAAGAAGAAGAAGAAGAAGAAGUGUCGACAAGGUGGUUCCUGCUCUGGACGAGGCCGCUGCAAGACGAAAUGUCGGGGUGGGGAACAGGAAGAAAAACACGCGACCUGCCCUUCCUCGGCCUGCAAGUGCUGUCUGACUACAAAGGAAGAGAAGUGUGAGCCCUACAGCCAACAGUGCAGUGACAAGGGCGGGAAUUGUAAGACCAAGUGUGCUCGUCACGAAGAGAAGCUGUGGGGGCUGUGUGGUGCCGGGAACUGCGCGUGCUGUGUUGCCCUCCCGACCCUGACCCCGCCCCCGCAGUGUUCGUACGAGCCCCAGUGUUCCAAGCUGGGCGGCUCCUGCAAGACGGUGUGUGCCAGGAAGGAGGAGGAGGUGCUGGGAGUGUGUCAAGGCUACCUGUGUACUUGCUGUGUGCCCUCUACCAAGUGUACCCCAGAAGUCAAGUGUAGCCUGCAGGGGGGAAGCUGCAAGGCCCAGUGUGGCGCUUACGAGGAGAAGCUGUGGGGGCUGUGUACUGGCGAGGGCUGUGUCUGCUGCGCGCCCCCUAAGAGCCAGUGUACGCCAUAUGCAGGAUGCAGCGACAAGGGUGGGUCAUGCAAGGACAGCUGUGACGCCUCCGAGGAGAAGCUCUGGGGUCUGUGUGGCGCUGGGAGCUGCGUGUGCUGUGCCGCGGCCCAAAAGUGUACGGUCGACCCCCUGUGUUCCAAGUUGGGCGGCUCCUGCAAGGCGGUGUGUGACUUGAAGGAGGAGAAGGAGGUGCUGGGAGUGUGUCAAGACUACGAGUGUACUUGCUGCGUGCCCUCUACACCGACCUGCAAGCCGAAAUAUGAAUGCACGGCCCGAGGAGGAACCUGCAACACAUACUGCGCGGCGGACCAGGGCGAGGAGGAGCUGUGGGGGCUGUGUGAGGGGAGCACCUGUACCUGUUGUCUGCGUGACAAGUGCUCGGCGUCCAAGCAAUGCUCAGCGCUGGGGGGCGAGUGCGUGAAGGAGUGUGGCUACGGGAAGGUGGUGACGGACCUGUGUGAGGGGAAGGGAUGCCUCUGCUGUGUGCGCGACACAGGUGACAAGUGCUCGGCGUCCAAGCAAUGCUCAGCGCUGGGGGGCGAGUGCGUGAAGGAGUGUGGCUACGGGAAGGUGGUGGCGGCCCUGUGUGAGGGGAAGGGAUGCCUCUGCUGUGUACGCGACACAGGUGACACGUGCUCGGCGUCCAAGCAAUGCUCAGCGCUGGGGGGCGAGUGCGUGAAGGAGUGUGGCUCCGGGAAGGUGGUGGCGGCCCUGUGUGAGGGGAAGGGAUGCCUCUGCUGUGUGCGCGACACGCCGCCACCAACCUGCACACACACCACCCAGUGCACGGAUAAGGGUGGCUACUGUGCCUACGACUGUCCGGAUGGGAGACAAAUGCCCGGGCUGUGUGACGGGAAGAACUGCGAGUGCUGCUUCAAUUACCAGUGCGCGGCAAACUCCACCUGUAGCGAAGUGGGGGGUUACUGCACUCACUCCUGCUGCGGUGGAACGGAGGUGCCGAGGCGCUGCAUCGGUGAAGGCUGCCAGUGCUGUGUGUUCCAACAUGAGUGCAAAGGCUCGGCCGCCUGCAACGAGAAGGGCGGCCGCUGCACCAAGGACUGCCCCGACGGCGACUCCCUGCCUGGGCUCUGCGAGGGGACGAACUGCAAGUGCUGCUUCGUCGCCCAGUGCUCGGCGGACACCAAAUGCUCUGCCGUGGGAGGGUUCUGCGCCAAGAAAUGCAAUGAAGGAAGUGUGGUGCCCAAACUGUGCAGCGCAGCGGACGAUUGCAAGUGUUGUCUUAGCGCCCCUGUGUGUGUACCCGAUCAGCGCUGUCUCGCGAAGGGCGGCUACUGUACCCAAUCCUGUACCGAGUGGUUCUUCGUGGACGGCCUCUGCGCGGGUGACAACUGUACCUGCUGCUUCGACCCCGUCUGCACGGCGAAGGGGUCUUGUACGGAGGUGGGCGGGUACUGUACGCAGAGGUGUCCGGACGAGAAUCUUACGCUGGAGGGCUUGUGCGAGGGGCGGGACUGCCGAUGCUGCCUGCCCAAGCCUGAGUGUCCCGCGCGGCAACCCUGCACGAACAAGGGCGGCCGCUGCAUCUCCUCCUGCCCUCAAGACCAGCAGCUGUCGGGCCUCUGUGUCGGCGGUGAAUGCAACUGCUGCUUCACGCCUCAGUGUUCCAGCGGCGAGGAGUGCACGAAACUGGGCGGGUGGUGUACCAAGACUUGCGAGAAGGGAGACGGGCCGGUCGACGUGGUUGCUAUAGCCGACCGAUGCGAAGGGACUGACUGCGUGUGUUGCCUCCCGCGGCCGUGCACUACCACUACGAGGUGUGCGGCCAAGGGUGGGUACUGUGCCCCGAAUUGUCCAGAGGGGCGAAGUGUGGAAGGCUCCUGUGACGGCUCCCAGUGCCAUUGUUGCCUCCCGGAAGCCGAGUGUAAGGCGCUGCAAAGCUGUACCUCCCUGGGCGGGUUCUGCUCCCACGUCUGCCCCAAAGACAAGACCCUGGCCGGCGAGUGUUCGGGGAAAGGCUGCCGCUGCUGUGAAGUUACGCAUUGUGAGUCCAAUCUGCGAUGUCUCAAGCUGGGCGGACACUGUAGCGACGAGUGUAAGGCGGACCAGAAAGUCGACGGGAUAUGUUCAGGGACUGAGUGCGCCUGUUGCUUCACGCCGCUUUGCAAGUCGAAGCCCUCCUGCACCGAGAAGGGAGGAUACUGCGCUCAGGACUGCCACGGGGGGACGGCCUUGACGGGGCUUUGCGAGGGGGAAUACUGUCUAUGCUGUCUACCGCCUCCGGAGUGCAAGGCGGCCUCCCGGUGUACUGCGCUGGGUGGUCACUGUACACCGUCUUGCCCCGAGGAGCAGCACCUGGUGGGGCAGUGUGACGGCGCAGGCUGCAAGUGUUGCCUGACCCCGCAGUGCAGGCCGUCGAAUCGCUGUGCUGAUGCAGGCGGUGUCUGUAACAAGGGGUGUAAGGAUGGCCAGGGCGUAGAAGGCUUAUGCGAAGGCCCGGGCUGUCUCUGUUGUAUUUCACCCGUCUGCAAACCUAAGGCAGCGUGCACAGAGAAGGGCGGCUACUGUACCAAGAAGUGUCCCAGCGAACAGAAAGUUGAAGGCCUGUGUGAGGGGUCUGGCUGUACUUGCUGCUUCGUGCCCGAAUGCCCGACGGUGCCCCAGUGUAAGGAUGCGGGCGGGUUCUGCACUCCUGACUGCUCCGAGGGUCAAGUUGUGAACGGUCUCUGUGGUCAAGGGAACUGCCAAUGUUGCCUGCCAAAGCCUGCCUGCGCGCCCAAGACCAGCUGCACGGACAAGGGUGGUCAGUGCACUCAGAAUUGUACCACCGGAAGAGCCAUGGCCGGCCUGUGUCAAGGAGAGAACUGUAACUGCUGCUUUCAACUUCAGUGUAGCCGCGACACCCGAUGCUCUGAGGUUGGAGGCUACUGCUCGCGACACUGUGCUGCUGGAAAGGCCGUAGCGAAGUUAUGUGAAGGGGAUGGCUGCCUCUGCUGUGUGGCUGCCUCCAAGUGCCCCGCCAGUCCAGCCUGUAAUGAGGUGGGCGGCUGCUGUACCGAGACCUGUCCUGAUGGUAAACACAUUGCCGGCCUUUGCGAGGGUCCAACAGGCUGUACAUGCUGUUUCUCCCCGGAGUGCUCGCCCGCCCAGCCCUGCACCAAGGCGGGAGGAUUUUGCACCAAGAAGUGUUCCUAUGGCGAGGUGCUGCCCGGCCUGUGUAAUGGUGACGGCUGCCUCUGCUGCUCUCUGGCGCCUCCACCUACGUGCUCGCCCAGUAAAAGGUGUACGGCGGAGGGCGGGCAUUGCGCUGAGGUCUGCACGGCGGGGGAGGUGGAUAACCCGGUACUGUGUGACGGAGAGUACUGCCGGUGCUGUCUUCCCGUCUCCGGCUAUGGUCUUUGAUUGAGUGGCAGGAGACCGGUGGAUGGGAAGGGAUUGAAGGGAUUGGCGCCCCCCCUCUCCCCCCCCCCACACACACCAGCACCACCCACCCACCUCUUAGAUAACCGUCACCGUGGACCUAUGAUCGUUGUGGCCUCCUGGUGUUCACUGCAAUCCCGUUUUCUUGAGUUUGUUUCCAGCACGACCUGCACAUCACUGAAGCGUGUGUGUGUGUGUGUGUGUGUGUGGUAGAAAUCUGUAUCGCGUACAAAGAACAAUAUUAUAUUAACCCGUCCGCUGCGAUUGGCACGGAUUUCGCCUUCACUGGUAGCCUGGUAACAUAUGCUCCCAGGUCCUUCUCUGCCUCUGUGGUGGAUAGUGGAGUGUUUCCCAUGUGGUAUUGGUGUGCUGGAUAUCCCUUCACUGGUAGCCUGGUAACAUACACUCCCAGGUCUUUCUCUGCCUCUGUGGUGGAUAGUGGAGUGUUUCCCAUGUGGUAUUGGUGUGCUGGAUAUCCCUUCACUGGUAGCCUGGUAACAUAUGCUCCCAUGUCUUUCUGUGCCUCUGUGGUCCAAAUUCCUAAUGCAAGAGUUAACCAGCAUCUUCAUUCUUUCAUCCCUUCCACUGAUAAAUUCUGGAACAGCCUUCCUUCGUCUGUAUUUCCUCCUGCCUACGACUUUAAGUUUUUCAAGAGGAGAGUAUCGAGACAACUCUCCUCCUGAAAUCGACCUCUUUUGGCCUCUCGUUCUGUUUUCUUUAGUCGGAGCAGCGCCUGACGGACCUUUUUUUGUUGUUUUUUGCCCUUGAGCUGCAUGCCUCCCUUGCCUUAUAAAUCAUCCCCCUUCUUCCAUACAUAUAAUAAUGGGGUUCAUCUCUACAAUGUCAAUAGAUAGCACUGAACCACGGGAGUCUGGCAGUGUGUAGGGAUGAAGAGGUACGCGUAUACAACAUGACGCCUGAUUGUAUAAACGUCAUGUUGGUCUUCAUCAACUCUACUGUGGCUGACUCGUCCUCCGUGGCGCGUGUUUCAAGGCGUGGUGAGCUGGGAAGAGGAGAGGGAAGGAAGGAAGAAGGGAGGGAAGGAAGGAAGGGAAAGAAAAGGAGAAAGGAAGAAGGGAGGAAAGAGGAGGAAAAGAAGAAAUAGUUUUGGAGAAAGGAGGGAAGAAGAGAGAAAGGAGGAAGGGGAAGGAAGGAAGGGAAAGAAAAGGAGAAAGGAAGAAGGGAGGAAAGAGGAGGAAAAGAAGAAAUAGUUUUGGAGACAGGAGGGAAGAAGGGAGGGAAAGGAGGAAGGGGAAGGAAGGAAGGGAAAGAAGAGGAGAAAGGAAGAAGGGAGGAAAGGAAGAGAAAAAUAAGAAAUAGUUUUGGAGGAAGGAGGGAAGAAGAGAGAGAAAGGAGGAAGGGGAAGGAAGGAAGGGAAAGAAGAGGAGAAAGGAAGAAGGGAGGAAAGGAAGAGAAAAAUAAGAAAUAGUUUUGGAGGAAGGAGGGAAGAAGGGAGGGAAAGGAGGAAGGGGAAGGAAGGAAGGGAAAGAAGAGGAGAAAGGAAGAAGGGAGGAAAGGAAGAGAAAAAUAAGAAAUAGUUUUGAAGGAAGGAGGAAAGGAGGAACUAAAGGAGGGAGGGAAAGAGGAGAAAGAGAAGAGAAGGGAGGGAAAGGAAGAAAGGAGGAAAGGAAGAGAAAAAUAAGAAAUAGUUUUGAAGGAAGGAGGGAACGGAAGAAAAGGGAGAGGAAAGGAAUCUAAAGAGUACAAGGAAUAUGACAAGAAAGGAAGGAAGGGGAGGGAAAAAGAGGAAGAGGAAGAGGAAGAGGGAAAAAAAAGGAUAGGAAAAAAAUAUCGAGAGUAGAAGAAAUAUAACUAACGGAUAAUGUAUGAAGGAGAGGAAACAGGUGAAGGAAGGAGGAAGGAGGAAGGGAGGAGAAAAAGAGGAGAGGAAACGAAGGAGAGACGGCUGGUGUUAUUUUCCCAACAUAUCUGACACCCGAGUUUGUGAUUGCGGUAACCACUCUCACGGCACGCCUGCCAACACUAUAAUCGCUAUGCCACUGUGUAUCUACCAUGUAUUAAACUUGUAUCCUCUC
Molecule: messenger RNA, 6497 nt
Organism: Eriocheir sinensis (Chinese mitten crab)
Lineage: Eukaryota; Metazoa; Arthropoda; Malacostraca; Decapoda; Varunidae
Product: cell death abnormality protein 1-like
Exons: 36
Coding region: 82-4443 (1453 amino acids)
Biological process (GO): defense response
Cellular component (GO): extracellular region
Source: RefSeq, a predicted model, not a curated record